This is a messenger RNA of Mercenaria mercenaria, 1822 nucleotides long. RefSeq lists its product as uncharacterized. The record is from RefSeq and is a predicted model, not a curated record. The transcript is spliced from 4 exons. NCBI's taxonomy places the organism in Eukaryota, Metazoa, Mollusca, Bivalvia, Venerida, Veneridae. Bases 340 to 1356 code for a protein of 338 amino acids.
UAAACUAAUUCCAACAGAAACUUUCUUAUGAUAAAUAUGUUCUUUAAUAUGAAGUGAAACACUAAAAAAAAGUCCUCAAAAAUCGGGCGACAGGGUUUUCAGAUACAACGUCGGAAAGUUUAUGUUUUGUUCGUUUUCUGACGAUGUCCAUUACCAUACACCAUAUCGCUCGUUUUCCUACUUCCGGUUCUGACGUAAACAAAGCGUCUGCAAAGUUUACUGUGAAAGUGUUACAUUAUCCGUUUAUUUAACCACCAAGACGAAUAUAUUUCAAAGGAUUGGAAAUAUGGAAUGCGUAGCACGAUUAAUUAUAUUUGAAACACUGUUAAAGAGAAGCUGAUGAAACAGAUGUACAUUAUCUUUGAUUACUGCUGCUUACUGCUUUUUCUGGCGAUGAGCAUGAACACUGAGCAGCAAGCCUGUGUUAUUUGUAAAGUAAAAGAUGAAGGUCCUACUGCCAAGCUUGGUACAAAGGGGUGCAUGAGUUUAGUGACAGUUAGCAAGAAGAAAGGUGAUCUGCUAUGUGUUUCUCCGGGCCAGAUAGUACAUCUUGAGUGUAGGAGGGUCUACUGUCACCCAAACCAGCUUAGAACAUCAAAAGAAAAGUCUGAUUUAAGCUCUAGUGUAAAGACACGGAAAUCUGGUGAAACAGCAUUUGAUUUUGAAAGUAAAUGUAUCUUUUGUGGUACUGACGCAAAACAAAAUGAAAAUAAAAGAGGUUAUGACGUUUUCCCAGUUAGAACUCUAGAAUUUCAGCAAACAAUAAAAAAUGUGUGUAAACAGAGAAAUGAUGAAUGGGGAAAUGAUGUACUUUGUAGGCUUGAAUUUGUACAUGACCUUCGAGCUGCUGAAGCUCGAUAUCAUCAAGUUUGUAGCGUUAAUUUUAGGACAGGUUAUCAAAUUCCUACGCCAUAUAAAUCUCCUGUUAAUUCUCAAAAAAGAAAAAAAGGUAGACCAACUAAAAAAGAAAUAGAAGACGCAUUCUUUGAUACCAUGAAGUAUUUUGAAAAUCAUGAACAUGAUCAGGUAACACUGUCAGAUCUUGUGAAAAUUAUGUCAGAGCUGUGUGGGGAUGAUGAAGCAUAUGGUACAGCUUAUAUGAAAAAAAGAAUGAUUGAACAUUUUGGGGAUGCUAUCAUUAUAUCAGAACUGAAUGGGAAACAUGACGUUGUAACAUUUAAAAGUACAGCUCAUUCCAUUUUACAUUCUUUUUAUGCCCCCGAAGGGAGGCAUAUAGUUUUUGAACCGUCUGUCUGUCGGUCUGUCGGUCUGUCAGUCUGUCGGUCUGUCCGCAUUUUUCGUGUCCGGUCCAUAUCUUUGUCAUCGAUGGAUGGAUUUUCAAAUAACUUGGCAUGAAUGUGUACCACAGUAAGACGACGUGUCGCGCGCAAGACCCAGGUCCGUAGCUCAAAGGUCAAGGUCACACUUAGACAUUAAAGGUUAUUGCAUUGAUGGGCGUGUCCGGUCCAUAUCUUUGUCAUCGAUGGAUGGAUUUUCAAAUAACUUGGCAUGAAUGUGUACCACAGUAAGACUACGUGUCGCGCGCAAGACCCAGGUCCGUACCUCAAAGGUCAAGGUCACACUUAGACAUUAAGGGAUAGUGCAUUGAUGGGCGUGUCCGGUCCAUAUCUUUGUCAUCGAUGGAUGGAUUUUCAAAUAACUUGGCAUGAAUGUGAACCACAGUAAGACGACGUGUCGCGCGCAAGACCCAGGUCCGUAUCUCAAAGGUCAAGGUCACACUUAGACAUUAAGGGAUAGUGCAUUGAUGGGCGUGUCCGGUCCAUAUCUUUGUCAUCGAUGGAUGGAUUUUCAAAUAACUUGG